AUGGGGGGGAAAAACAAGAGGCUACCUACAGUGAGCCAGGUCACUGCGGCCCCCUCAUGGCAGCCAGCCGGCCCGAUGGAUGAGUUCCUCGCCACGCCGCAUGGCCUCCGAGACUCCGGCGAGGCUGGCGCAUCGGCCCCUGACUCCCCGGACUCCAGCAUAGCGGGCUCGGCACGGGAUUCCGGCACACCUGGCACCCUUUCCCAAAUCUCCGCAGACCUUGCCGCGAUCUCAGCAAGUAUGAUGACCCGGAUGGACAAAGGAGAAAUGGUGGCUGAACUAAGGGCAAUAAUAAGGGAAGAAAUUGCGGCUGUUCGCACCGACCUCACGGCCCUGGAGCAGCGGGUUGAUGAGUUGGAGACGGAACGCCCACAAACCCAGCAGCACCGACAGGCAUCUGAAUUGGCGACCACAAGACAAGGCAAUAUCCUCCUGGACCUCCGCCGGCAGGUUGAAGACCUAGAUAAUCGCGGCCGGCGGAAUAACAUCAGGGUUAGGGGCCUGCCUGAAUCUGAGGACGAGGUACCGCAGGAACUACUGACCGGCCUAUUUGCGCAAAUACUGGGAGAUGCAGCCCCUGGCGACUUCGGCAUCGAAAGGGCCCACAGGGCACUGCGCGCCCCCAGAAGGGAUGGUCUGCCGAGAGACAUGAUUUGUGCCCUCCUAUCGUUCCCACUGAAGGAAUCGAUAAUGCGGGCAGCACGUGCACAGCAACAUAUAACAUACAUGGAAGCCCAGAUCUCCCUGUACCAGGACUUAUCCACAAUCACCCUAGAUGCCCGCAGAGCCUUGCGGCCACUUACCCGAGCACUCCAGGAGCGGCGAAUUCCAUAUAAAUGGGGAUUCCCAUUUAGCCUGCAGGCCCGAGUGGGAAACGUGUGGCACAUCAUACGCUGGCCGAACGACGUGCCACGGUUUUUAAGAUCCGCCAAUCUACCUGCUGUCACUGUGCCAAACUGGAUCCUGGAGGAACCCCCAGCACGAGCCACAGGCCCAACUGAAGUGGCCCACAACAUACACCUGGAGCCUGGACCACCAAGGCGCAGAGGAGGCCCGGUAGGCCCAGAGGAAUAA
This is a messenger RNA of Pelobates cultripes (western spadefoot toad), 1074 nucleotides long. The record is from the annotation of a GenBank genome assembly. Lineage: Eukaryota; Metazoa; Chordata; Amphibia; Anura; Pelobatidae.